GAAAAAAAAAACUAGUAUUAUCGUCAAUUAGUUUUUUUCAAAUAGUUCAAUCACGUUAUCAGUUUGGGUGUAAUCAAAGUACCUGCUACUAACAUUAGUCUGGAACAACAGGUACAGCCGUAGCGGCGCCACCCCUCUCAGUCGGUGCGCUGCAGUGGGUGGAGCACCGUCGUGUCUCUCGGGAGCCCGGACCGAUCGAUAGCUCUUCCCCGAAGAGCCAUCAGUCAUCUAGUCGUCUACAACAAGAGCGAAUUAAUUCGUCAAGGUGUCGCCGAUAAAGUUCUUCAUAGCAUACGAGAUGAAUGAAAACACCGGUCCAGCCGAAAAGGCUGAUUUGCCUCGUCCGGAAAUCAUACAAGAAAAGAAGCCGGAACCACCAACUAUCGUCCCACCAACUAACCAGCCUAUACCCGUUAUACAGAGACCGGCGCAGAAGACGGUGCCGGUCAUAGGAGUUGGGAUCAAGCCCAUCGUGCGGCGACGCCGCAACCGCGAUGUAGCGACAAGGGAUGUGGGGACUAGUACCCUGCUCAUCCAGACCCCGCACGGCGUGAAGCGCCGCAUCCUGCAGGACGAGCCCCGGUUCUGCCUCAUCCCCGGCAACCAGGCCUCCUAAGCUCCCUUCGGGAGCCAGUAGUAUUCCGUACCGUAAUGGUCCCAAUGGAAUUGUGUCUUCGAUGUCUGUAACUUUUGCAUUUUUAUAUCAUUUGCUGCGUUAGUUGAUAAGUUAGUUUAUUAAUGUUAAUGUUGGAGUAAGUUUAAAUGCGCGUGUAAACUUUAAGUACUUAUGUUAUUUUGAAGUUUAUUAGUGUUAUUAGCUAUAUUGCGAUGUUUUGCCGUCCUAACCAUUAAACCUCUUGAUUUACGAAUGUUAUUUAUAUGUUGACCCCGCUGCGUGCCAAAAUUUAAUAAAAUUGGUGUUGUGAUGUUCUCUUGUUAUUUAUUAUCCUAAACAUCCUUCUGCUGGCCAAAAGUAAUCUGAAUACAAUCAAUCAGAACCUAUUGUUGAGGUUUGAACAAGAAAUCCUUUACUUUAGGCAAGUCUGAAUAUAUUCGCGCUAAUGAUAAUUUGCGAUACCCCUAUUAAGAAGCCUAUGUCUAAUGCUGAAUAAAAUCUAACAUCUAGUUUAUGGAGGAAACAGUAGUUACAAAGAAAGAAGGUUUCAUGAAUGUUGCAAGUAUUUGA
Messenger RNA from Trichoplusia ni (cabbage looper), 1186 nucleotides. RefSeq lists its product as uncharacterized. The coding region runs from base 299 to 616 and encodes 105 amino acids. Lineage: Eukaryota; Metazoa; Arthropoda; Insecta; Lepidoptera; Noctuidae. The record is from RefSeq and is a predicted model, not a curated record. The transcript has 2 exons.